AUGGCGACGUUGCUCACCCUCCCCUUGGAGCUGCUCGUUGCGGUGUCCACCCACUUGUCGACCCCGGAUCUGGGUUCCCUACGUCUCACCUGCAAGCUAGCCGAGACCUCUCUCUACGAAUGGUUCUCUGGGGAAUUCUUUUCCAAGAAACAAUUCAUGCUCACACAUCCAAGCUUGCAGGCACUCGUAGAUAUCUCCAAGCAUCCUGGCUUCUGCAAAACAUUGCAGCAUGUCAUCAUCGCCACCAACGUCUACAAUCCUGACCCACGGCCUUUCCGAGACAAGAAAUCAGCAGAUCUUUAUACUCAAGGCUAUAUGGCUCAAAAGACUCUCAUGGCGACUGGCAUAGACCGUGAUAUGCUCACUGAGGCCUUCCAAAAUCUAGUCAACUUGCACACCGUUGGCAUCCGUGACUACCAUGCCACGAGCCGACUUAGAGACGGCCAGUCAGCAAGUUGGGCUUCAUGGGGAGCUACGACCGUCUGGAAGGACACGGGUGUGCACAUGUCCUUUGCAAAUCGAAACACCUACAGACCCGAGAACAAUAGUCCCUUUCUCACGCGUGUAUUCCCAACGGUGAACUACGCCUUAGGCAUGGCUGGGCGCACUCCCCCCAGUCUAGAAGUCAUUCUCCGGAAAGAACUGUUACCAGACAGCACCUUCGACGUACCAGACUUUCUCCUUCCAACCAUAGAACAUGUACUGCGAGGCUAUGCAAGCCUGCUCCUCAGCGUCAGCCUCGCGGCUGAGAAUCCGCACACGCAAUUCAGGCAGAACACUGUCGAAAAUCACCACGGUCGUUCGCUCCGUCGAUUCCUAGGCUACACACCAAAUCUAACCCAUCUCCGUCUGAAUUUCCACAUUGACGAAACCGAGGACAACGCAAAUUUUCUUGUCUGGCUAGGCCAAAGUGCGCCCAUGCCAACACCCGAGUCUAACAACUACCUCUCCCCACAUCCCAUAUCCCUCCCCCUCCUCACCACCCUCGAUCUCGGCAAAGUCAGGAUUCUUGACGACAACCUCGUCGCCAUUGUGACCAAAUUCGCAUCCACACUCGGUAGCUUAAACCUCUGGAAAGUGGGCCUCUACUCCGACUCCAACCCGGGACUUCCACAGGGCAACAAGCCUAACUUCUGGGCCGAGCUAUUGCUGCGAAUCAUCGAUAUACCGCAACUCGAUCUCGAACACAUAAAGUUGGGAUUGGUGCGGCAAGACUACCUGGAUCGGGUAUCCAUGCGAGUUGGCUUCCAGUCUGAGGAAGAUGGGCAUACAACUGUGCUGGAAAAGGUCGAGUACAAGGGUAAAGACUGGAAGACUUUUUUGCGAGGUCUGAUGGUUAAUCUGGUGCGGCCAUACCAAUAUCCUGUGAGAGAUGAGCUUGCGAGUGAGGCGGAUUCUGAGAAUGAGGAUGACUUUGCGGCCGGCCAUUUUUGA
Plenodomus lingam JN3 is the source of this 1434-nucleotide messenger RNA. RefSeq lists its product as uncharacterized. Gene Ontology annotation, molecular function: protein binding. Lineage: Eukaryota; Fungi; Ascomycota; Dothideomycetes; Pleosporales; Leptosphaeriaceae. The record is from RefSeq and is a predicted model, not a curated record.